AUGAUUAAUUGUGCUUUAACAAAAGGAGUUUUACUUUAUGGACCACCCGGAUGCGGUAAAACAAUGAUUGCCAAAGCUACUGCCCGUGAGGCGGGUAUGAAUUUUUUAUACUUGGAUGUGUCAUUGCUCACUGAUAAAUUGUAUGGUGAGAGUGCAAAAUUAGCCGGCGCUGUAUUCAGUUUAGCGCAAAAGCUUCAACCCACUAUAAUUUUUAUUGACGAAAUUGGUAAGAACAAUUAAAAAUAUGUAUUUAUGAAUAAAUUGUGUAAACAUGUAAGUGUACCCACAAAAUAUAUUUGUAUUAUGAAAUACUUUUUUCACGUAUUAAUGGCUUCAUCUUCGGUUCCUUUAUUUUUUACUAAUAUAAAAUAAUUACAAUGAUAAACUAUCGAUAAAUGAUGACUUUAAGAAAAACGACUUUGUUGUGGCAGAUUUAAAAAGAAGAAAACGUCUUUAUUAUUAUAGUUUAUACGAUUUUUUUAAAUACAGUAUAAAUUACGACACCAAGUAAAUCACCAAUUUGUAUAUAUGUCGUUUCAAUAUUAUACGAAUAACCUAGACUUUUUUUAGGCUAUCGUAAAUUAUUAAUAAUUAAUGAAUGAACAUUAUUUCAUAUUCAUAUGAUUGAAAUAUUUUUUUUAUUUUUCAAAUUUUAUUAAAUUAUUCAAUAAAACAUUAUCUAAUAUACAUAACAAUACAAUAGAUUUACAAUUAUUUAAAAAGACAUACUCAGGAAGUUAACAAGUUUUCAAUACUUGUUAAGUAAAUACAGUUAAAUUAAGUUAAAACUCGUAUAUUUUUAUGAACUUUAUCAAAAUAAAAAUGAAUUCAAAAAAAUAAAUAAAUUUAGAUAAUAUUAACUUAGUUAUAAAUUAAAGUUCACUUUUUGUUGGCAACCAAAAUACAUUACGGCAGGCUACUACAUGGCGGGCUAAUGGCAGGAAAGUAAAAGAAAAAACAUAAAAAUUGUAUUACAGCUUGUUACACUUUAUAGAAUUUUAUGAAAAUUUGAUUUUCACUGAAAUAUUAUUUAACUUUAAACACACAAAGUUAUCAUGAAGUUACUAAAUAAGAACAUGUUAACUAAAUAUGCAUGUAUCUUAAAAACAUUGUUUAAAAUUGUUUAAUUGUUGGAAAUUUAAUGUUUCUAUUUAUUUAAAAUAAGAACAACAGGAAAUCCAUAUUAAUAUAGUAUUAAUUAUUUAAUGAUCAAUUAAGGAUAAAUUGCAUAUUUCAGAUUGUUUUUUAAGAUCUAGAAACAAAUAUGACAAUGAAGCAUCAGCCAUGAUGAAAGCUCAAUUUAUGAUGCUUUGGGAUGGCUUAACAACUGAUCCAAAAAAUAUUGUUAUUAUAAUGGGUGCUACAAAUAGACCUAGUGAUUUAGAUCCAGCUAUAUUAAGGCGUAUGCCAGCUACUUUCAAAAUAUCCUUGCCGGUAAAUAUGUAUUCAUCACAAUAAUAUUAAUGAAGUUUUAUUGUACGUUUGUUGACUAUUUUACAUAAGUUUUUUAAAUAUGAAUUAUUGAAACCAAAUGAAUGAUAAGUAAAUAAAUAUUUUUUUUCCAAAUUAAGAGUGCUUAUAAAAUGAAAUAUAAUAUAAAUCUAAAAUAUCUAAAAUUGAUUUAAUAUUGCAAUAAUUAUUAUGACACAAGGAAUAUAUCGAGUAGAUAUAUGAUAUCCUUAAUUGUAUUUCGAUAUGAUCAACUGGCGGGAAAUUAUAAUUUUUUAUUUUGAUUUGUGUUUAACGUUUUGGUUACUUAUAGAAUUAAUUUUACAUCUAUUAUUAGAAUAAACAUAUUCACACAAAAUAUUUCAAGUCCUUUUCGACCUAUUGUAACGUGUAAUUUCAUUUCCAACUGAUCCAAAAAAAUCCUCAGGGACAUGAUAAGGUAAAUUUUUUUAAGUAUCGAGUUGUAUGUAAUAAUAUACAAUAGUGCGAAAACACCAAGGAGGGAGGGCGAUCCUACAAUCCCUCCCCCAAUAUCGGUAAUUGUUUUGACCCCAUCUAUCUCGCAGUUUAGUAAUGUAAUAGGACUAAAUUGUUUAGGAAUGACUAAUAAAAGGCAGUAUUCUAAAUGUUCUACCUAUAAUUGGAAUAGUUUGUAUACGACUAUACCAGUAUCUAAAACUCAUAAUUUUCAGACUCACUAACUAACCGCUGACUCACUGAUAGAUUAUCAUAAAUCUAGAACUCUUCAAAUUGACCUAGAGAUCUUUCUUAUUAUAAAAAAAUAAUAAUGUAAAUAUUUUGUCGGUAUGUAGUAAUGUCGUAGAACCAUAUUUACUUGUAUACUUUUUUAGGAGCAACAACAAAGGAAAGAAAUUCUGACGUUAAUUUUAAAUACCGAAAAAUAUGCUAAAGAUGUUGAUUUCGACAAAUUAGCUGCACUCACUAAUCAUUUUUCUGGCUCUGAUCUUAAAGAAUUGUGCCGUGAUGCGUCAUUAUCUCGAUUUAGAGAUUUAAUCAAAGAAGAAGAACUUCAAAAGAAGUAAUUUAAAAUACCAUAACCAAUUGUUUUAUACCUGCUCAUACUAAAGAUUUUUUAAAAAGAAAUUUUUUAACAGGUAUUCAGAGUCCCAUUUAUCUGAUUCUGUAAAUUUAAAUAGAUUGAGACCUAUUAAUAUGAAUGAUUUGAUUGCGUCUGUUGAGAAGACAAAAGCAUCGAAGAAGUUCACUGACACUUAUAUUAGAUUGGGUGUUUGUGCGCCUUGUGCCGAUAGUAACAAUAAAAUUAGCUCAUGA
Molecule: messenger RNA, 2742 nt
Organism: Cinara cedri
Lineage: Eukaryota; Metazoa; Arthropoda; Insecta; Hemiptera; Aphididae
Source: the annotation of a GenBank genome assembly